AGUAAUGGAGGGGGUCACAGUCGGCCAGGUAUUUGAUGCGGAAUGCAUCCUGAGCAAACGGCCGAGAAAGGGAAAGUUUGAGUAUCUGGUGAAGUGGAGAGGGUGGUCGUCUAAGCACAACAGUUGGGAGCCAGAAGAAAAUAUUCUGGACCCGAGGCUGCUGGCAGCUUUCCACAAGAGAGAACAAGAGCGGGAGCUUCUGUUCCAGAAGAAAGGAAAGAGGCCGAGAGGACGACCGCGGAAGAUUCUGCAGCCAGCGCCAGCCACCACUAAAGACAGCCGCUCCUCGUCUUCCUCCUCCUCCGGCCUGUCGUCAUCCGCCUCCUCCUCCUCCUCAGAGGAUGAAGAUCACACGAAGAAGGCGAAGCCGGGUCCCCGCGUCCACCCCGUCCCCCAGAAGAGGCCUCAGAUCGUGCUCGCCAAACCCGAUCCUCCAUUGAAGAAGAAGCGCGGGAGGAAGCCACUCCACCCUGACCUGCGGGCGUUAAGGCAAGCGAAGAGCAGACCGCCGCCUCCUCCUUCACCUCCUCCUCCUCCACCUCCUCCACGCCACCACCAGGUGCUCAGACCGCAGAGGGACGAGCCGCGACCCGGCGUAAAGAAACCUCUGCAGCCAGCGAGCUUCACCUACACCGGGCUGAGCCGAAUGUCCAGAGAUGAGGCCGCCUCCGCCUCCCAGACCUCCGCCAGCUCCUUCUCACAGAGCGCCACCUCCAAGGCGGGGUCUCUCAGCUGCAUCUGGACCAGCCGCUCCAUGUCUCCGUCCUCGUCCUCCUACAGCAAAACGGGCCCGUCCCCGCAAAGUAAGAACUCUCUGUCCGAGCUGAAGCGCUCCAUCUCAGAAACUGCCAGCGGCCGAGGAGACGGCUACAAGGUGUCCGCGCUGAAACAAGGCGGCGGCCCGGGCUCGCUGGGUUUGCACAACAGCUUCGGCGGAGGCCAGACGGCGGUGCAGCGCUCCCCGCUGAGCCAGAGGAGGCAGGAGGGCACCGGGCCGCUUCAACACAAGCAGCAGAGCCUCUCCAAGGCCUCGUCCUCGCCGACGCCUCGAGACCGGGCCAACCAGGCUCUCAACCUCCGAGCUCUCAACCUGCAGAGCGUCAGCAAGCCGCCGUCCAGCAGCAGCCAUCAGGGGAACAAUGGCGGAGCUGCGGCGUCCAGGUCGAGCUUACGGAGCGGCGUCGUUGUAAAAGGAGGCGUCAAAGAAACUCGGACGACAGCUGGCGGGCAGCGCUCUGGACUGGCGACAGGUGGCGCUGCGGAGCAGGGGCGGUUACGGGAGGACAGGGGGGCGGAGACGAAGAAGAUGACAGGAAGCGCCGCCGGUCGAGGGAGCGGCGUCGGCGGGAGGCACGAGGAGAGGAAACACGGGCUCGCCUCUCAGAGUCGGAGCCUGAACGAGCUCAGUACCGGAGACUCGGAUGAGACCAGCAGCAGCGAGUCGGAGCACGACGCCACGCUGUUUCCAGUCAACAGCAGGCCCAGCCUCGGCAACGACGCCACCGAGUCUGACACGGAGACGGACUGGCGGCCAGCCCGGAGCCUCCUGGAGCACGUGUUUGUCACCGACGUCACGGCCAACUUCAUCACGGUGACGGUGAAGGAGUCACCCACAAGCGUCGGGUUCUUCAACUCACGGAAUCACUGAAGGUGGCGCCAGAGCUGAACUGUCCUCCAACACUUCCUGCAACAGCUCCGAGGGUUCCCAGGAUCCCGUCGGUCCCCAAUCUUUACACGCUUCAAAAUGCACAAAAAGUCUGGGGACUUGUUGUGCUGUCCAAACAGACAAUUCACUUUCUGUGGUUUCAGUAAUCAAGUGAUGUUUCAUACGUAGUAGAAGACAAAAACCACAUCAGAGAGAUCAAAGUAUUUGUUGAAACAAUGUAGGAAUCCUGAAGUUUGACCUCGUUCACACCUGAUAUUAACCUGCAGUCCAGAGGAGGAAGUUUAGCAUUUCAUCCUGCAGCCUCGUGUAGUAGUUGUACCAUUUUCUCCAUGUGGUAUCCACACAUGCAGAUACAAAACAAUGCAGGUGAAGUUAUUUUAGUUUGUGUUGUUGCACUUAAUAAUUAAAUAUAACAUUAAGAUCCUCAACCAGUAAUAAAGUCCCACUUGCUCAGAAUUAGGGUUGCAAAGGGGCGGAAAAUUUGCGGUAAAUUUCUGGAAAAUUUCCGGUAAAUUUCCAUGGGAAGUUAAGCUUGGGAAUUUUGGAAAUAUUCCAUAUAUUAUAUAUAUAUAUAUAUAUAUAUAUAUAUAAUAUAAUAUGUAUUAUGUUAUAUAUAUAUAUUAUAUAUAUUCCAUAAUGGGAAUUAAUGGGAAUUUAUGAGAACUAAUUGGGAAUAUAUUAUAUACAAGCAUAAAUAUAAGCAAAAGUCAUAAGAAAACAUCCAUACAAAAUGUUUUCAACAGAUAUUUCAACAGAUUUAUUUGUAAGUAGAGUAGAACACGUUCUAAUUACUUGUUUCAUGGAUGAACAAAAACAGGAGUGUUGGGUUCAAUAUCACCCAUCCCCUAACCCCACUCAUUCAAAAAUGCACCCCCCCCCCCAUCCAAAAAUCUCCACAAAGUCCCAUUCAAAAUGUUAAAUGAAAAAUGCCACUCUUCCUCCAAAACGUUCCAUUAAACAUGCAAACCUUCCUUCAAGCAAUCCUCUGCAUUUUUGCUCAGUCAAUAGACUCUUCCUGCUCCUCAUCAACAUCCAACAACAUGUCCCCUUCCUCAACAUCCAACUCUGAGUCUUCCUCUUCAGUGUCACUUUCCAGCCUUGUUGAGGAUGGCUCUGUGUCAGGCUCAAAGAGCCUUAGGUUUGCGCCAAUGCCAACCAGCUUUUCCACUCUCACAUUUGUGAGCCUGUUGCGAACCUUUGUGUGGGUUAGGGUUUGAUUGAGGAAUGGCAUGGAUAUUCAAGUGUAUUUGAAUGGCAUCUGUUUGUUUUAGUCAAGAUUAUGCUAAAAUAUACUUUCCUCAACUAUAUUUAAGUUCCCUAAGAAGAGCCAACCUUCAAUUUAGAAAAUUCCCAGUUUAUUCCCAUAAAUUCCCGUUAAUUCCCAUUAAUUCCCGUGGAAAGUUUCCGUCUUUGAAAAUUCCGGGAAUUUUGCAACCCUACUCAGAAUAAACAACAGACAUAAUAUAUCACUUUUUCGAAUGAAGUUUGGUUUACAGUGGAGAACAAAAUUCUAAAAAUGAAAAAAAGUUGCUCAGAAAAAACUCUGAUCUCUUUAAGGAUAGUCAAGUAGCAGGAAGUGAAGUUUGGAGUUUGGUUCAGACAGCGUUGGUUUGUUGAAAGUCAAUUAUUUCACUCAAAUAUAGUACAUUGACAACUUAAUUGUUACUCAAAGUCCACUUACGAGGUUUUUUGUUUGCCAAAACUUUCAACCCACACUUUACCAGUAACAGAGUCAGAGGACAGUUGGGUGGCAUUAAAUUGUUUCCUUUUUGAAUGGAGUUUGGUUUGUAGUGGAGCAUUUAGAACUAAAAAAACUGAAGAAAUAAGGUUCCAGUUGCUUAUAAAAACAACAGACCUCACCAAGGUUAGUCAGUUGAUGUUAAACUGUAACUUUUUUUUGAACGAGUUUGGUUUGUGGGGAAUAAUUCGCAUUAAAAAAAACAAACAAAUUGCUUAGUAAAACCACAGAACUCAGUAAUAACAGUUGGUUGGUGUUAAACUGUAACUUUUUUGAAUAAGUUUGGUGUGGAUGUUGGUUUGUUGAAGGUUUAUUCUUUCCCCUAAAUUUCAGCCAAAUUCCACUCACUUUCUUUUGCCAGAGCUUUCAACUGCACCGCAUGGUCGUACCAUGAUGGCCAUGUGGUAAAUCAUGUGACCUGUCCAGCCAGUGAUGCAGCCUCUCUCAGACUGUGUUUUACUAUCAGGUGUAAACGAGGUGUAGGUGUACGACACCGCCUCUCCAGUGCCUCAGGUUCCUCCCAGUCUGUCAGCCCACUGCCACCGUUCAGCUGCUUGUGAUGAUUAGUUUGAGUAGGACAUGUUGUGCUUGUCGGACCUGUAUCCAAACUAAAUAUGUGGCUUCAUCCAGGGCAGCAUGUUUAAUCUAAAUAUUAAAUUAAAAAAAAUCAGUCUGUGAUCGGUAACUUCUCAUCCCAUCAUGUUUCAGUUCUCUUUGGACCAAAGCUGUUAUGAAUGUGAAUUAUAUUGUUUUUUAAUUUGUAUUAUUGACAGUAUUCCUUGCACUACACACAGUAUAAAUGUAAGCUGACAUUCCAUUAUCACUUAUAUCCAAUUUUAUACCAUUUUAAUACAUUUGCCGUCACAGUGUCUUUUGGAGUUGAAUUAUGUGUUAAUUUAUAUUGUAAAUAUGUUUUUUUUUUCAUGUGAUGACUGAUAACUUUCUGGUGCUCAUAUUGGCUGACUAGCUUCAGAUUCUUGUAGCCUGUGUGCCUCUCUGCCAUUUUCAAGGUAUUUGAAAUAAACAAUAAGUACCUAAAGAAUGAAAAUGUGUCGAUUCACAUCAUCAGACAGUGUUUUAGGAUGUGGCUGCAGUUCAGGGCUUCACCAGUGGCUCUCCCAUGGACUAUUUACUGUAUUUAUAUUCUAAUCCGUCACUUGUAUUAUUUGUCUGUUUUUUAAUGAUAUUACUGUAUGUCCUAGUUUUAUAUUAAUUCUAUUAACUCAAAAUGGCACAAAUUCAUUAAAAUUAACCUAGCAAACAUC
This is a messenger RNA of Centropristis striata (black sea bass), 4669 nucleotides long. Its product is annotated as chromobox protein homolog 2-like. The coding region runs from base 5 to 1648 and encodes 547 amino acids. Gene Ontology annotation, cellular component: heterochromatin; PRC1 complex. The record is from RefSeq and is a predicted model, not a curated record. Gene Ontology annotation, biological process: negative regulation of transcription by RNA polymerase II. The transcript has 5 exons. Lineage: Eukaryota; Metazoa; Chordata; Actinopteri; Perciformes; Serranidae.